GUUCGAUGCUUCGAUAGAAUUUUUUAACAUCAAAACAAUAACAAACCAUCUAUCAUGAACGAUCAAAAAGAACUAUUUCAACUAGCAAAAUCGCUGAACGCUGUUGAAACUAUUAAGGUUAGCAGCGGAGCCAUUUCCUCGCAUCAGCACCCGUCUUCACAUCAUUCCACACAAACCUUCCGUUACAUUAUCGUAAUCGACUUCGAAGCAACUUGCUGGGCAAAGGAUGAUCAAAAAUGGAAGAAAAAUGAAAUUAUCGAGUUUCCAGCCGUUCUGAUAAACCUGACCAACGGUAAAAUCGAGUCCGAAUUUCGUCAGUACGUCAUGCCAAUCGAGAAUCCUCGGUUGAGUGACUUCUGCACCGAACUGACCGGGAUCCGUCAGGAUCAGGUGGACGACGGUGUACCCUUGCACACGUGCUUGUCCUUGUUCAACAAAUGGAUGAAGCAAACCGUCGACGAUCAUAUGCUGAUUCUACCGAAGAGCAAUCCUGACAACCAAACUGGAAAUGUUGCAUUGGCCACGUGGUCUGAUUGGGAUUUCGGAACAUGUCUGAGCAAAGAAUGCACGAGAAAGAAGAUCAAUAAGCCGGCGUACUUUGAUCAGUGGAUCGAUGUUAGAGCUAUCUAUAAAAAAUUCUACCAACACAAUCCGAUAAGCUUCAACGAUGCAUUGAAUAAGCUGGGAAUGCAGUUCGCAGGACGACCUCACAGCGGAUUGGACGACUCGAGAAACAUUGCCCGAUUGAUCACCAAAAUGUGUCUGGAUGGUGCAAACUUUGUCAUAACUAAGGAUUUGAAGCCUUUUGAGUUGUUCAAUAAAUAAA
Molecule: messenger RNA, 826 nt
Organism: Ochlerotatus camptorhynchus
Lineage: Eukaryota; Metazoa; Arthropoda; Insecta; Diptera; Culicidae
Gene: Snp
Product: Snipper
Exons: 3
Coding region: 55-825 (256 amino acids)
Molecular function (GO): 3'-5'-RNA exonuclease activity; nucleic acid binding
Source: RefSeq, a predicted model, not a curated record